Molecule: messenger RNA, 451 nt
Organism: Bactrocera oleae (olive fruit fly)
Lineage: Eukaryota; Metazoa; Arthropoda; Insecta; Diptera; Tephritidae
Source: RefSeq, a predicted model, not a curated record
UACAACUCUGUGAACAGCUGUUUUGGUUUUAGUUUGUUUAUAUUUACCUUUCAGCUUUUUUCAUUAAAACUGCAUUAUUUAUAAUAAGUAAUAGUUUGUUUGAAUUUGUUGAUUAAAAAAUGCGAAAGCGUGAGCUGCAAAGUAUUCCUUUAAAGUUGGGAGAGUUGAAAGAGUAUGAUAUCAUACGAAAUGAGCGCGCUGCUGCCAGGAACCAAGUACCACACGAUGACAGUCAAACUAAUGAGCAGCCAUCGCCGAUUGCCAAUGUUGGGCCAAAAACCAAGAAAGAAAUACAAUCUCGAUUAAAUGCUACUACUUGAUAGCUUUGAGGAACGAGAAUGAUGUAUUUAUGUAUACAUUUUAAGGAUUUAAUUUUAAGUUGUAUGAAAGAUUGCAGUAUGUAAUAUAUAAAGUUUAUUCAAUAAUAUUGUGAUAUAAUUCUUAAUAUCGU